Molecule: messenger RNA, 2586 nt
Organism: Pseudophryne corroboree (corroboree frog)
Lineage: Eukaryota; Metazoa; Chordata; Amphibia; Anura; Myobatrachidae
Product: extracellular calcium-sensing receptor-like
Exons: 8
Coding region: 1-2586 (861 amino acids)
Biological process (GO): G protein-coupled receptor signaling pathway
Cellular component (GO): plasma membrane
Molecular function (GO): G protein-coupled receptor activity
Source: RefSeq, a predicted model, not a curated record
AUGUCGUUCACCCACAAACCAGAAAAAGAAAUCUGUAAAAGAUUUAAUUUGGGAAAAUAUAUUCAGUUACUGACCAUUCCAUGUGCAAUGAAUGAGAUAAACAACAACGCAAACAUCCUCCCCAACAUCACCUUGGGCUUCCAUAUUUUUGAUUCCUGCAAGAUGCUUCAGAGGGAGCUUGAUGGAACUCUGAGGAUUGUAACAGGGCAAAGCAGAGCUAUCCCCAACUACCAGUGCCGACAGCAGGAGCAGCUGGCUGCUAUCAUUGGCCACUCUAUCUCCACGUAUUCAAUCCUCAUGGCCCACAUUCUGGGCCUGGCCAGGUAUCCACAAAUAAGCCAUGUUUCAACAAGCUAUCUUCUGAGCGAUAAGACACAAUUUCCAUCCUUCUUUCGGACUGUGCCCAGUGAUGCUCAUCAAUCUCGAGGAUUGGCCCAGCUUGUGCUACAUUUUGGAUGGACCUGGGUGGGGAUGGUCGCUGAUGCCAAUGAUUAUGGGUUUCAAGGUAUUCAGGCUCUUCGACAAGAAAUCCUGAAAUCUGGAGCAUGUGUGGAGUUCUUAGUCUAUAUCCAGAGCAGCCGCCCCGAUCAUAAUAUUCCACCCAUCAUUCAGACCAUCAAGAAGUCAAAAGCCAAGGUUGUGGUUGUUUUUGCAACUGAAAGUAAUGUGAUUUUUUUGUUUGAUGAACUGAUAAAGCAGAACAUAACUGAAAAGACUUGGGUGGCCAGUGAGGCUUGGGCGACAUCUACUAUGUUUUUACCAGAAAAAUAUUGGAAUCUCCUCUUGGGAACUGUAGGCUUUGCAUUAAGUAGUGACUUUAGCCCAGGGUUCCAUGAAUUUAUUGAACACAUUAGUUUACCCAGACUAUCACAAGAAACAUGGGACCUAAUGUUUUCAGAGGACAAUCUGAAAAAUGCAUUUCUAGAAUGUCUGAAUUUUGCAUUUCAGUUAGAAAGGAUGGCAAACAACAGUGCAGGGGAAGAUGCAGUUGAACAUUUCAGAUAUCAUUUAAAAAAUCUAAUAAAUCUAAGACAGAUGUAUGCACUCUACUGUGCCGUGCAUGUGAUAGCUCAGACCUUGCAUGACCUUGCCUCAUGCAAGGCUACAAAUGGACCCUUUAUCAACAGAAGCUGCUCAAAUAUAUGGAGUUUCAAACCAUGGCAGGUAGUGAGCUCUGAGCCAAGCCCUGACAUGGCUUAUGGGAUUUCUCACUACAUGAAGAAGGUGCGGGUGAAGCUAAGCUGUGACAUUACUUUUUCCUUUGAUGACAACGGGAAUCCUCCUCCGGUUUAUGAUAUUGUCAACUGGCAACUAAGUCCUGAGGGUACAAUGAGACAGGUCAAGGUGGGAAGAUAUCAUAGCACAGCUGCCAAUAAACAUGUCCUGAAUAUCAACAUGAGUAACAUACAAUGGUCAUCUGAUGAUCAAGUGCUGAGAACAAUAGUUGAAGGGUUUAGGUUAAUAAACCAUGGUGUGCCUAGGCGCAGCAGAGAAGUCAAGAUUAUUGUGGACCCAUCUGUAUGGCUGGGGCAGGUCCCGAUUUCUGUCUGUAAUAAAAAUUGUUCACCAGGUCUCAGAAAAGCUGCCAAGAAAGGAGAACCAAGUUGCUGUUAUCAGUGUGUCACCUGUUCCCAAGGAGAGAUCUCCAACCAGACUGACUCGGGUGAGUGCUUGAAGUGCACAUGGAAUCAAUGGCCAAGUCAAGAUAAAGACAGAUGUUUGCCGAAAACCAUUGAAUAUCUAAAAUAUGAAGAGCCAUUGGGUAUCACAUUAACAACCACCACUGUCACCUCAUCCUUUGUACCUUUAGCUAUUUUAGGGCUUCUUAUUUCUUACAAAGCAACUCCUGUAGUACGAGCCAACAAUUAUACCAUCAGUUGUCUUCUCCUGAUCUGCCUUUCUCUUUGCUUCUUGUGCUCUUUGGCUUUUAUUGGCUAUCCUCAACGUGAGAAGUGUCUUUUACGACAGGUUGCCUUUGGUACGGUAUUUGCUCUUUGUGUCUCAUGCAUCUUGGCCAAGACAAUCAUGGUUGCAAUUGCAUUCAGGGCAACUAGACCAAACAGCGAUUUAAAAAGAUGGGCUGGUCCUCAUGUCUCCUGUAAAGUCAUUAGCUUAGGAACGUUCUUCCAGUUCCUGAUCUGUCUCACUUGGCUUGCACUUUUCCCACCUUUCCCUGAAUAUAAUGACAAAACCAAACCUGGAGUCCUCAUUCUUGAAUGUAAUGAGGGCUCAGCCACCUGCUUUUGGAGUACCUUAGGGUAUCUCGGUGUCUUGGCUGUGAUCAGUUGUGUUGUUGCUUUCUUGGCAAAGGACCUCCCUGACAGCUUUAAUGAGGCCAAAUUCAUCACCUUCAGCAUGAUAGCCUUUCUCAGUGUCUGGUUGUCUUUCAUUCCAGCUCAUCUCUCCACCAGUGGCAAGUACACUGUGGCCCUGGAGAUCUUUGCCAUCUUGUCCUCCAGUUGGGCCAUGCUCUGUUGCAUGUUUGUGCCAAAAUGUUAUAUAAUUCUAUUCCGCCCCACAGUGAACACUAAAAAACAUCUCAUGAGGAGGUUUAGCAAAAGAACCAAUUACAAUAUGCAUUCCUGA